Messenger RNA from Eremothecium cymbalariae DBVPG#7215, 2328 nucleotides. RefSeq names its product AP-3 complex subunit beta (gene APL6). The transcript has a single exon. Bases 1 to 2328 code for a protein of 775 amino acids. Lineage: Eukaryota; Fungi; Ascomycota; Saccharomycetes; Saccharomycetales; Saccharomycetaceae. Gene Ontology annotation, cellular component: membrane coat. The record is from RefSeq and is a predicted model, not a curated record. Gene Ontology annotation, biological process: vesicle-mediated transport; intracellular protein transport.
AUGCAACGCAUAGCAUUAGCACUUGAAUCAGCUAGAGAUUUAACUUUAGAAGCAGCAGUAGCAGCUUCGUCAAGACUGGGAGAGUCGUCGUACUUUCGCUAUUCUAAGUCGAUAAAUUCUGAAUCAUUACCUGCUUUAUUAAAUUCCAGAUAUGAUAAGGAAGUCAAUGAUGGUAUGAAAAGGAUUAUGAACUUAAUGGCCAGUGAUGAACCUGAUAAUUUGGAGGAUUAUUUUGCCGAUGUUGUUAAGAAUAUUGGUUCUGAUAACGUUAAGGUGAAAAGAAUGGUAUGUAUUUAUUUACUUCGGUAUUCUGAAGCAGAUCCAGAUUUAGCACUAUUAGCUGUCAAUUCUAUCCAAAGGAAUUUGUCAGAUCCAGAUCCAGAAGUUAGAGCGUUAUCUCUCAGAAUUUUAUCAGAUAUGAACAUUCCUUCCUUGUACCCUAUUAUAUUGCAUUCAUUAUCGAAACUUAUUAUCGAUUCUAGUGAGAUUGUACGUUCUCAAAUCGCAAUGACUUUGCUAAAAUUAGCCAAGAGACGAGGUGAAUCCAUAUAUGAUGAAAUAAAGCCUACUUUAGUUGACUUAUUGGCGGACUCAGAUUAUUCUGUUUUAUCCUCCGCCCUGAUUUUAUUACAAAAUGCAUUCCCAGAGGAGUUACAUUUGCUACAUGGAAACUAUCGUAGAUAUUGUAAUAUAAUUGGUGAAUUAAACGAAUGGACGCAGCCUAUAAUUAUAGAAUUGUUCAUUCGUUAUAUCAAGACGUUUUUACCGAAACCUAUGGUUACCGAUAAUUCUUCAGAUUCAGAAGCCAUACCACUGCCUGAUGAAUUCAAUCGAAUACCGUUCCCGGUUUAUCAUGUAGAAUAUGAUCCAGACAUCGAAAUUUUUUUAAAUGCAUUGGAGUCACUAAUUUACUCUCCUAAUCCUACUGUUGUUGUGUCUGUUUCGAAAGCUUUUUAUCAGCUCACUUGCCCCAAAACUGUUAAAGAAUCUGGAAUAGUGGAUUCCUUAUUACGAAUAAUAUCGUCUGCAUAUUCUUCAAAUGAAGUGAAGGAAAAAACUCUUGAAUCAAUUUUGUUAUAUGCUUAUUAUGAUCCAUCUUUAUUUAUCAUUCAUUACAAGAAGUUCUUUUUAUUGCUUUCAGAUUCAGAAUCUGUAUCACUAUUGAAAUUAAAGAUUCUGUGUUUUAUGAUCAAUGAUAGUAACUGCAAAUGUAUUUUCAGUGAAUUAAAGUUUCAAGUCAAUGCACAGGUAAGCUCUGAUGUCGUUGUCGAAAUCACAAACACAAUUGCCGCAUGUGCACAAUUAUCUUUGAAAUGGUCCUCAAAAAUUAAAUCUUGGUUAUUAGAUCAAAUAAGUUUAAACGCUCGGGCAGAUAAAAAAGUGGUUGCCUCUCAGAUAAAUGCUCUGCGCUUUUUGAUUCAGAGGGACCCUAUAAAACACAUUGGUACAGUCAUCAAAUUGUCGAAAAUGGUGAACACCUUCGAUUUGAUUCCCAGCGCAAAAGCCGGUCUCAUUUGGCUGAUUGGAGAGUACGUUCAGAUUGAGCCUCGUGUUUGCCCAGAUAUAUUACGUUUGCUAAUACCUAAUUUUUCAAGAGAACAUUCCCAGGUAAGAUUACAAAUACUGAUCCUCGCUGCAAAAUUACUUUCAUGCGAUAUUGAUAAAGCAGACGAUAAAUCUGAAUACGAUUUUAAAAAUUCUCGUAUUGCUCAAAUGUUUGAAGCUGUUUUAUAUUUGGCUAAAUUUGAUGACGAAUAUGAUAUUAGAGACAGGGCUCGCAUGCUGAUGUCUAUUUUUCAAAACGAACGAUACGAAAUAGCUACACUAUUGCUCCAAGUGCCGAAACCUUACCCAUUGGUCUCAUUAUCAUGUUGGAACGAACCCCAGUUAGAUAUUUCUUUAUUAAGUUUAUCUCCUGAGAUAGAAAGAUAUCACUCCAGCAUUCCGUGGAAUGAUAAUAUACCGGAAUCUAGUAGAACGCCUACGGAUGUUAAGGAUUACUCUAAGAUAAAAACUAGUUUUUCUUCUAGCUCUUAUUUUGGAAAUUCUACGGAAGAUUCGUAUCUGCAUACUAAGAACAAUAAUAGCUCUCUCCCUCGUGAGCGCACAAAUACAUUCACAUCAUCACAGGGAAAGAAAUACCAGCUUCAGAGUUUAGAUGAAUUUUUUUCAGAUAUUUCAACUACACCCCUAAAAGAGAGAAGAAGAAUCAUAGUUGAAGAGGAAAGUAGUGGUGAAGAAGAUGAAGAAGAUGAAAAUGAGUUUAGUGAAAGUUAUGAGAAUUCUGAAGAAACAGAUGAAUCAUCAUCCUCGGAGGAUUCUAAUUAA